UUUGACGGCCCUAGUGCUACAUUGUUGACGUUUUAGUUUUGAUAUUUUGUUGUUUGUAAACGAAGUCGCAAGAAUUGGAGAUACGUAGUUUUAAUAAUCUUUUAUAGAAGCUUCACACCAGUAGCCCGAGGAAUCUGCAAAAAUGAAAUGGAUGUUUAAAGAGGACCAUUCCCUGGAACACAGGUGUGUGGAGUCUGCCAAAAUCCGCAACAAAUACCCAGACAGGGUUCCGGUCAUCGUGGAAAAAGUGUCUGGCUCACAAAUAGUGGACAUCGACAAGAGGAAGUACCUCGUCCCGUCCGACAUCACGGUGGCCCAGUUCAUGUGGAUAAUCAGGAAGCGCAUCCAACUGCCAUCUGAGAAAGCCAUCUUUCUUUUUGUCGACAAAACUGUCCCGCAGUCCAGUCUGACAAUGGGCCAGCUCUAUGAGAAGGAGAAAGACGAGGACGGCUUUUUAUACGUGGCCUAUAGCGGAGAGAACACGUUUGGAUUUUAAGACCUCGGCAUGGAUUUGCAGCUGACACCCCCUCCCAUUGCAUCCCAUGUCAUAUCACCAAAUCAGCCCUGCGUACCAUCAUCCCGCUCACCCCUGCAGCCCCGUUUUCUGUUGGACAGGUUUGAUUGUAUAGCUUGAAAAACUGGUGUUUUGAAGUAGUCUGGAUGCAUACUCUUCUGAUUAAUCAUAGAUAAAAACAAAUACAUUUGUACCUCUAGUGUCACCCAUAUCAUGUCGUAUUUAAAAAAAAAAAAACAACCAAAAAAAUACAUUAAUUGUUAGAAUGACCCAUUGAAUAUUGUUGAAAGACAGCAACAUUUUUUGUGAAUGGUAUUGCAGUAUUAUUAGAGGUGCUUCAUAUUGUUGUUUUGGGCGAUAAUAUACAGUAAUAACUUUUAAUGUUUUAAUUUAUCUUUUUUUUUUUUUUCAGUUUAAAAAAAAAAAAUAUAUAUAUAUAUAUAUAUAUUUGAAGGGUAAGGUAGCUGGAUGACCUAACCAAUAAAAGGAAAAAAAUAAAUAAAGGAGUUUUGUUAAGUUUGCUUUUUGUUUUAUUACAGUUUAUUUCAUCAUUCAGAAUAAUGAUCAGUGAUACAAAAAAGCAUAGUGAAUGAUUUAUUCAGUCCUGAAGAACAAUAGUUUCUUGAUUGUUUAUAAGGUAUGUGCUUGUGAAACUGCACUGUCCCAGCAUUCCUCCUUUAACUGAUAAAUCUCAGAACUGGUA
Chanos chanos (milkfish) is the source of this 1217-nucleotide messenger RNA. It is a transcript of the gene gabarapl2, whose product is annotated as GABA(A) receptor-associated protein like 2. The record is from RefSeq and is a predicted model, not a curated record. Bases 143 to 496 code for a protein of 117 amino acids. Lineage: Eukaryota; Metazoa; Chordata; Actinopteri; Gonorynchiformes; Chanidae. The transcript is spliced from 4 exons.